UCGGCCGGCCCCGGCUGCAGCGAGACGGUCACGAAACCGAGUUCACUGUUGGUCCUGGACUCGGGAGCGCGACGGGCCGGACCGCCGCCACCAUGCAGCUGCGCGGCGAGGAACACACCGUCACCCGCAACAACAACGCCGUCAACGAGCUGGAGGCCGUGAGGCUGAGGAGCACAGAUGAUCGUCGCUUGUCCCGAAGUGCACCUGCCCUGGCACAGGUUGCCGAGGACCAAAUCCGUGAUCUCAAGGCCGCCAUGGGGGAGACCCGCCGCGACGGCAGCCCCAAGGCAGACGGCGCCCCCGGUAGCCGGCGCAAGCGGCACCUCCCUGACAAGGAGUUCCAUGUCCGCAACUCGCUCCUCAGCAGCCUGUUCUUCUUAGACCACAUCAACACCAUCUACCACGUGGCCGUGAUGGUGCUCAUCGUGCUGGUGCUCAAGACCCUGGUGACGGACCUGGUGGAGCACGGCACGGUCAACUUGAGCAUGGACCUGAUCUGGUACUCGUUCGGGGGCUUCCACCGUGCCAUCAUCAUCUGGCUGGUCAUGAUGGCGAGCGUGCUCAUGCAGUACGUGUUCUUCACGAACUGGGCGUCGCGCCGGCAGCAGAUGCCAG
Molecule: messenger RNA, 615 nt
Organism: Frankliniella occidentalis (western flower thrips)
Lineage: Eukaryota; Metazoa; Arthropoda; Insecta; Thysanoptera; Thripidae
Product: sterol O-acyltransferase 1-like
Exons: 2
Source: RefSeq, a predicted model, not a curated record